AUGGGCUGGUUCUGGGGAAAUUCCAACAAAGACGAUCCCGUCAAGAACCUCGACCCGGGGCUCCGCGAGUACCUCGAGCACGAAGCUCCCACCAAAUACGUCCCGACAACACAAACCCCCUCUCCAGACCCCUCCAAAACCGUCGAACCACCACAGUCCCCUCAACAAUCUCAACCACAACCUGCAAACGAGUCCGAGAACAGUGUUCCUUCUGCCUCUCUCUUCCCCGACGGCCGGUAUGCGCACCUAUGGAAGACGUACAAGCCUCCGGAGUCGGAGGGCGCGGAACUCAAAGGCGCAGAGCGGGUGAUUGGGAAGGAGAAGGAGCGCAAGGAUACGGUACAUCGGGCUGCGAUGGAGAAUUGCGCGUUGGAACAUGAGGCUUUGACUUUGUGUUUCCAGACAGGGACUUGGCAGAAGCAAUUGAAGGCGAGGGCGACUAUGUGUUCGGAGGAGAAUGGUACUUUCUCGAGGUGUUUUACGACGCAGUCGAAAUUCCUUCAAGCACUAGGAUACACUUCCGCAUUCGACUGGGACGCAGACAGAGAAGAACGCAUCCAGAUGCAUGCGGACAAGCUCUACCACCAAAUGCUGGACUAUGAAAAGAAAGUCGAGCAGGCACGAGAGGCUGGCCUUGAACCACCACCAAUCACUUCCCUCUUCAACCCGCAGGCGCAGACUACCACUGCACAGGGCCAGAUCCCCAAGGGCAAAGCCGUCGAGAUCCCUGGAGGAGAGUCGAUUCCGGACGGUUUCAAACCGUCGAAACCGCUUGACCAGCUUACGCCUCACGAACGGGAACUGGAAAUCCGGGCGCAUAACUCGCAGUUGGAGCAGAGGAAGAUGUACAUGCAAGAAGCGGCGCCGUUCAUGAAGACGCAGGAAGACGCGCGCUUAAAGAGACAGGAAAAGAUGACGAGUUGGUUUGGAGAGACGAUUGGACGAUGGGUCACGUAG
Molecule: messenger RNA, 957 nt
Organism: Aspergillus ruber CBS 135680
Lineage: Eukaryota; Fungi; Ascomycota; Eurotiomycetes; Eurotiales; Aspergillaceae
Exons: 2
Coding region: 1-957 (318 amino acids)
Source: RefSeq, a predicted model, not a curated record